ACGAAAGUUCUCACAGAUGCUAGCCAUUGCACAGGUGCAUCACUCGCACCACAAACAGCCAGAAGAAAAUUCAACAAGCAGUGGCCAAGCGGGCCGUUAGACUGGAGAAGAAUUUUGUAAAUGAACGGCUCCUUUUCCCGGGUACGAAGCUCUCAAGAUGAAACUGAACCGGGUGAUCCGGAUCUCGCAAAAGGAUGACCUCUUGCCACGUGGCCGUCCAGGUAGCCUCAUGAAUCUCUCCACUUUGCAGUUUGCACUAUGCAUUCUUCCUCGUCACCAUGCAUUCUUCUAAUAUUUCAAGAACCCACCACUUCCUGUACUACCGCAAGUACAAUUUCCGAUUUUCAUACCCCAACUACCGUACUACUACUACUACAUCUGAACGCACCACCAUGGAGAAGUACUCCAAAGAUGCUGUUGGCGAGGAGGCGAUCAAGGAUCAACUGAGGGAAGGCUUUGCCAAAAAUGCCUGCGAUUAUGAUCCUUCCAAUCGUGAAUUUGAUGACAUUCUCCCUCAUCUUCUAAACAUCUAUGCAUCCCAUGCCACACCUCAAGAUUUUGAUAUCUAUGCUCCUGAUGCAACCUUUGAAGACCCGCUGAUGCGAGCUCAAGGGAUAAAGCAGAUUAAGUCAGCUUUCUACUCAAUUCCCAAGGUUUUCAGUGAGUCAAGAAUCACAGAAUAUAGCAUCAAAGAGAAUGUAAUUUCACCUAGAAAGAAGGAGGUACUCAUGGACAACAAGCAGUAUUACAAAUUUCUGGGGAAAGAUAUACAUAUGAUAUCCCUUAUCAAAUUGCAGAUAGAGAACGGGAAGAUCGUUCGACAUGAAGAUUGGUGGGAUCAGAAGCCCCUAUGGAACAGUGAGACGGUUCGGCUGCCACUGGUCGGGCGGCUGGCAGCAAUGACUCGCCGGGCCUCAAUGUUGGUUACUCAUUGUCUGAUGCGGUUUGGCAAGGAUCCAAGCAAUUGACAACUACUCAAAGUGUAUGCGCGCGCGCGUAUAAAGCUUUGGUUACUAUCUUAAAACAAUUGGUAUGUUGUAUUGUAACUAAAACUUGCAAAUAUUUUGGAAUUAAGGGUCAGCUGACAUGGACUUGUAAUAGUUUGGGGUUCUGAGUUGAACUUAGUUAAGAUGAAUUUGUAAUUGGAUCCCAGGUUUAAUCGUGUUUGAUAACUUAAUUCAGCACUUAAAUUUAAUAAA
This is a messenger RNA of Coffea arabica (coffee), 1199 nucleotides long. RefSeq lists its product as uncharacterized. Lineage: Eukaryota; Viridiplantae; Streptophyta; Magnoliopsida; Gentianales; Rubiaceae. The record is from RefSeq and is a predicted model, not a curated record.